AUGGGUGACAAGCGCAAGCUCGUUCAAGAUGAGGUCGUUGAGCCCGAGGGCAAGAAGAUGAAGAAGGACAAAAAAGAGAAGAAAGAAAAGAAGGAGAAGCGCAAGUCGCGCGAUGUGUCCGAGGACGUUGCUGUCGAGACCCCAGCACAAGAUGAAGUGAAGAGUGAUAAGAAGGAGAAGAAGGAGAAGAAGCAGGAGAAGGACCGCAAGGAAAAGAAGGAACGCAAGGAGAAGAAGAAGGGCAAGACCAGUGCCGAUGAGCCUCCUGCUGCUUCCGAGGACGCCAUGGAUGUGGAUGAGACUCCCGCCGAGAAGAAGGAAGAGAAGAAGGAAAAGAAGGAAAAGAAGGAGAAGAAGGACAAGAAGGAGAAGAAGGAGAAGAAAGAGAAGAAGCAGAAGUCCGAGGAGCAGCCCGCAGAGGAGCCCGCAGCUGAAGCUCAGGCUGAAGAGGAAGCCGAGGAGGCUCAACAAUCCGGAAAGGCCGCUCGCUUCAUCUGCUUCGUCGGCAACCUCCCCUACUCCGCCAACCACGAGUCAUUGACCAAGCACUUCGAAAAGAACCCACCAGCCACAGUCCGUGUUGCAACAAGAAAAGAAGACCCCAAGAAGUGCCGCGGCUUCGCCUUCAUCGAGUUCGACAACUACGACCGCAUGAAGACCUGCCUCAAGCUGUACCAUCACUCCAACUUCGACGACGGAAAGUACCCGCCUCGCCGGAUCAACGUCGAACUGACUGCCGGCGGCGGUGGCGCCAACUCCGAACACCGCAAAGCCAAGAUCCAGGCCAAGAACGAGAAGCUGAACGACGAGCGCUCGCGCCAGGCUAAGGAGAUCAAGAAGGACAAGAAGAAGUACGAGAAAAAGCCUGCUGCUGAUACCUCCGGUGCCAAUGCCGUUGAGGUUCCUGCUGAAGAUGAUAAGUGGGCUGGCGUGCACCCUAGCCGGAGAGGUCGUCUCUAA
Molecule: messenger RNA, 960 nt
Organism: Penicillium arizonense
Lineage: Eukaryota; Fungi; Ascomycota; Eurotiomycetes; Eurotiales; Aspergillaceae
Product: RNA-binding protein
Exons: 3
Coding region: 1-960 (319 amino acids)
Molecular function (GO): RNA binding
Source: RefSeq, a predicted model, not a curated record